GAUUCAAUAUGGCCGGUGUAUUUGGAUGUGUAUUUGGAUCAUGCAUUGCAGUAUGAAAGUGUCAGGCUGAUUAUUAACUUGAAUUACAAAUUUUUAGGAUUGUUUUCUUGUUUAAUGAAAAGCUGAAAAAACCAAUAUGAAUAUUACAUCUGCUGCAGGUAUAAUAUCCCUCCUUGAGGAGCCAAUGCCGGAGUUGAAAGUGUUUGCUUUAAAAAAAUUAGAUGUUAUAGUUGACGAGUUUUGGCCCGAAAUUUCUGAAGCUAUCGAAAAAAUUGAAAUACUUCAUGAAGACAAAAACUUCAAUCAUCAUGAACUUGCAGCUUUAGUUGCGAGUAAAGUUUAUUAUCAUCUUGGAAGUUUUGAAGAUUCUCUCACUUAUGCUUUAGGGGCAGGAGAAUUAUUUGAUGUCAAUGCUCGAAAUGAAUAUGUUGACACAACAAUAGCUAAAUGUAUUGACUUUUAUACACAACAACGUGUGUUAGAAGCCGAAGGAAAAUUAUCCUUAGAUAAUAAAGGCAUAGAUCCCAGAUUGGAAGGAAUCGUCAAUAGAAUGUUUCAACGAUGUCUUGACGACAAUCAGUAUCGCCAAGCAUUAGGACUCUCGCUUGAAACUAGGAGGAUGGAUAUAUUUGAAGCAGCUAUUAUGCAAUCCGAUGAUGUUAGUGGUAUGUUAUCGUAUGCUUUUCAAGUGGUAAUGAGUUUAAUCCAGAAUCGUGGUUUCCGAAACACUGUUCUGCGAUGCUUGGUUUCACUGUACCGCAAUUUGGGAACUCCUGACUACGUAAAUAUGUGUCAGUGUUUGAUUUUUCUUGACGAUCCGUUGGCAGUAGCUGAACUCUUAGAUAGGUUGAGUAAAGGAUCUCAAGAUUGCGUUUUAAUGGCCUAUCAAAUAGCAUUUGAUCUUUAUGAAUCUGCAACUCAACAAUUUCUUGGGCGUGUUCUACAAGCAUUAAGAGCUACUGCCCCUAUUCCAGGCGCUCUUAUGGUUAAACCAAUUGUCAAACCAACAAACGUCAGUACUCCUGAAACAGUUACUAAUUCCGUUUCCGUUUCCGUUUCUGCAGAAGUUGAAAAUAAAGUAAAGGUCACGGAGGAAGUUUCCCAACGUAGUAUAGACAGUUUGAAUUCAGAAGAACGAGAACAACAAGAAAGAGUUGAUGCUUUAUCCAGUAUUUUGGGAGGUGAAGUGUCCAUUGAUUUACACUUACAAUUUUUAAUUCGUAGUAAUCAUACUGAUAUGCUGAUACUAAAAAAUACUAAGGAUGCAAUUCGUGUUUCAAUAUGUCAUACCGCUACUGUUAUUGCCAAUGCCUUUAUGCACUCUGGUACUACCAGUGAUCAGUUUCUUAGAGAUAAUUUGGAAUGGUUGGCUCGAGCUACCAAUUGGGCAAAACUUACUGCAACUGCUUCCUUGGGAGUGAUUCAUAGAGGACACGAACAAGAAGCUUUAGCUCUAAUGCAGUCUUACUUGCCCCGUGAUACUGGUGCUGGAGCAGGUUAUUCAGAAGGCGGUGGAUUAUAUGCGCUUGGUCUUAUUCAUGCAAAUCAUGGAGCAGCCAUUACCGACUAUCUACUUGGUCAGUUAAAGGAUGCUCAAAAUGAGAUGGUGCGACAUGGAGGCUGCUUAGGUUUAGGAUUAGCUGCCAUGGGAUCUCAUAGACAGGACGUGUACGAGCAGUUAAAAUUUAAUCUGUACCAAGACGAUGCGGUAACUGGUGAAGCGGCUGGUAUUGCUAUGGGGAUGGUAAUGUUGGGUUCAAAAUCAACUCAAGCUAUUGAAGAUAUGGUUGCGUAUGCACAAGAGACUCAGCACGAAAAAAUUUUACGGGGACUUGCCGUCGGAAUAGCUUUUACCAUGUACGGUCGUCUCGAAGAGGCCGAUCCUUUGGUGGCUUCUCUAACUGCUGACAAGGAUCCUAUUCUUCGAAGAAGUGGAAUGUACACUUUAGCCAUGGCUUAUUGCGGGACAGGAAAUAACCAAGCUAUUCGCAAAUUGCUUCACGUUGCUGUUUCAGAUGUGAACGAUGACGUAAGACGUGCUGCAGUUACAGGUCUAGGAUUUCUUUUAUUCAGGACCCCAGAGCAGUGCCCCAGUGUAGUAUCUCUUUUGGCAGAAAGUUACAAUCCACAUGUCAGAUAUGGUGCAGCAAUGGCGUUAGGAAUUGCUUGUGCAGGUACUGGAUUGAAGGAAGCAAUUGUACUUUUGGAUCCAAUGACUAAUGACCCAGUUAAUUUCGUAAGACAAGGAGCUUUAAUCGCCUCUGCGAUGAUUCUGAUCCAACAAACCGAGGCUACGUGUCCUCGAGUUAAAGAUUUUCGUUCCCUGUAUGCCAAAGUUAUUGUGGACAAACAUGAAGAUGUUAUGGCAAAAUUUGGUGCUAUAUUGGCUCAGGGCAUAAUUGAUGCAGGUGGCCGUAACGUAACUGUUUCACUUCAAUCCAGGACUGGACAUACAAAUAUGUUAGCUGUAGUUGGAGCUUUAGUAUUUACUCAGUAUUGGUAUUGGUAUCCUCUGGCUCAUUGUUUAGCAUUGGCUUUUACUCCUACUUGCAUAGUAGCUUUAAAUGUUCAGCUAAAAAUGCCUAAGUUGGAAAUAAAGUCAAACGCACGCCCCAGUAUUUACGCUUAUCCGGCGCCCUUAGAAGAAAAGAAACGAGAGGAACGAGAGAAAGUGACUACAGCUGUGCUGAGUAUAGCAGCUCGUGCUAGAAGGAGAGAAUCGGAAAGACGUGCUCGAGACACCCAUGAAAAAAUGGAUGUGGAUGUAUCAACUACUGAAAUAAAAGAAAUCGCGGAAGUCAAAGAGACAGGCUCAAAAGAUAAAGAUGAGAAAAAGAAAGAUAAAGAAGAAAAAGAAUCCAAGGAUGUUAAAGAAAAGAAAGGAAAAGAGGAGAAAGAUGAAAAACUCGAGAGGAAGGAAUCAGAACCAAGUUUUGAAAUUCUACAAAAUCCAGCACGAGUUCUUCGUCAACAGAUGAAAGUGGUACAGUUAGUUGAAGAUAGUCGUUAUAUUCCUGUUAAAGAUAUUCAGAUAGGAGGAAUAGUUAUGGUUAAGCACAUUCAAACAGGCAAGGAGGAAGAACUUGUGGAACCUGUCGCUGCGUUUGGUCCAAAACCAGAUGAAGAGAAAGAAGCAGACACUCCAGAGCCAUUUGAUUAUACUGAGGAAUAAACUUAAUAAAUUAUUAUUCAUCUUCAGUAAGAUAAGUAAAUACAAUAAAAUAUUCAUUCAUAUAUAACGAUCACAAUGUAUUACAUUUACUAAAAUUUGUAAUAAAAGUUAUCAAUAAAAAAAACUCACUAAAA
Messenger RNA from Leptopilina boulardi, 3306 nucleotides. It is a transcript of the gene Rpn2, whose product is annotated as 26S proteasome non-ATPase regulatory subunit 1. Gene Ontology annotation, molecular function: enzyme regulator activity. The coding region runs from base 137 to 3172 and encodes 1011 amino acids. NCBI's taxonomy places the organism in Eukaryota, Metazoa, Arthropoda, Insecta, Hymenoptera, Figitidae. The record is from RefSeq and is a predicted model, not a curated record. The transcript is spliced from 14 exons. Gene Ontology annotation, cellular component: proteasome storage granule; proteasome regulatory particle, base subcomplex; nucleus. Gene Ontology annotation, biological process: proteasome-mediated ubiquitin-dependent protein catabolic process; regulation of protein catabolic process.